AUGCACCGGUCGAAUCUUCGUCGUCGAACAAAAACGCGGAAACAAAAGAAAUAAUCAGUUUGACAAAACAAAUAUCAGCGAGUCGGCAGAAAGUGAGCGUAGUUGGAGCUGACAGCUGUCAGCUAACACCGUAGCUUCACUAACUCCACCUGAAAGAAGUACCAUGGCUUUAAAAAGAAUAAAAAAGGAGUUAGACGACUUUUCGAAGGAUCCUCCAGCUUCCUGUUCAGCUGGACCCGUAGGAGACGACAUGUUUCACUGGCAAGCUAGCAUCAUGGGACCGGUUGACAGCCCAUAUCAGGGAGGAGUAUUCUUCCUUUCUGUCCAUUUUCCCACUGACUAUCCCUUUAAACCACCGAAGGUUGCCUUCACAACAAAAAUCUUUCACCCGAACAUAAACAGCAAUGGUAGCAUCUGCCUCGACAUCUUGAGACAACAGUGGUCCCCUGCCCUCACAAUAUCAAAAGUUUUAUUAUCCAUAUGCUCCUUGCUAUGUGACCCAAAUCCAGAUGAUCCACUAGUCCCAGAUAUUGCACAAACCUACAAAACAAACAGAGCGCAGUACAACAAAAGUGCUAAAGAGUGGACUCAGAAGUAUGCAACUUGAGGACAAUGAUUCAUCCCUGAACACCUCAAAUAUGACAGUACUGUUUCAACUCCUCAUCCACACUGGUUCUAGUUAAGGUGUUUUAUUCGCUUGGGGCACUUUUUUCCUCGGACUUUACUUGACUUAACUGUUUUUACUGUUUAUUUUAUUUUCUCUUUAAAUUAGCAUUAUUAUUAUUAUUAUUAUUAUUAUUAUUAUUAUUAUUAUUAUUAUUAUUAUAAGCUGUGGUGGGAUGGCCUGAUUGUAUUUUUCUUUUAAUAGAUUGUUCAAGACUAUACUGAGUUUAUUUUUCAUCAUUUUUCAUUAAAACAUUAAUCAAAA
Acanthopagrus latus (yellowfin seabream) is the source of this 928-nucleotide messenger RNA. Its product is annotated as ubiquitin-conjugating enzyme E2 D2-like. Gene Ontology annotation, molecular function: ubiquitin conjugating enzyme activity. Bases 164 to 607 code for a protein of 147 amino acids. The record is from RefSeq and is a predicted model, not a curated record. Gene Ontology annotation, biological process: protein polyubiquitination; ubiquitin-dependent protein catabolic process. The transcript is spliced from 7 exons. Lineage: Eukaryota; Metazoa; Chordata; Actinopteri; Spariformes; Sparidae. Gene Ontology annotation, cellular component: nucleus.